AUGGUCGCUGAAAGAAGAUUAGCACUUAAAAAUCUUAGACGGAAUCCAACCCCGGACAAUCUAGAUAUAUUAGAAAAAAAAGUUGCCGAUGCCAGAUUAUUUAUUACUAAAGCUGAUUGUAAAAGUUGGCAGUCCUUUUGUAAUAAUAUUAAUGAGAACACUACUGUUAUCGAUAUGUGGCAUAAGAUGCAGUGGAUGAAAGGCUUAAAAAGAACCAAAACGUGUACACCAGACGAUAAAAAACAAGAAUUAUUACAAACAUUAGCGCCUGACUUUGUAUCACCUAGCAUUCCAGAAUUCAGAUCAAAAAAUAUAGUAUUAGAAGCACCAUUUACAUAUCCAGAAUUAUACAAUAGUUUUUAA
Danaus chrysippus (African queen) is the source of this 363-nucleotide messenger RNA. The record is from the annotation of a GenBank genome assembly. NCBI's taxonomy places the organism in Eukaryota, Metazoa, Arthropoda, Insecta, Lepidoptera, Nymphalidae.